Colletotrichum truncatum is the source of this 3207-nucleotide messenger RNA. Its product is annotated as nak nak-unclassified protein kinase. Lineage: Eukaryota; Fungi; Ascomycota; Sordariomycetes; Glomerellales; Glomerellaceae. Gene Ontology annotation, biological process: actin cortical patch assembly; actin filament organization; protein phosphorylation. Gene Ontology annotation, molecular function: protein serine/threonine kinase activity; ATP binding. The record is from RefSeq and is a predicted model, not a curated record. Gene Ontology annotation, cellular component: cytoplasm.
AUGGCAUCAUACGGCCACCACAUGCCCGCAGCGGCCCCGCGAGCUGCUCAUCCUGCCACCUAUGGCGCUGCGAUGCCAGCUCCCGUGGCCUCAGCUCCUGCGGGCACUUUCGCUCCUGGAACCAAGAUACAAGUUGGCAACCACAGGGUGGUGAUUCAGAAAUAUCUAUCUGAGGGAGGCUUUGCCCAUGUUUAUCUGGUGAAGCUUCCCAAGCCCAUUGAUGACACGGACGUGGCUGUCCUGAAGAGAGUGGCUGUUCCCGAUAAGGAGGCGUUACGGAGCAUGCGAACCGAGGUUGAGACCAUGAAAAGGCUGAAAGGCCAUCGACCAAUCGUUACUUACAUCGAUUCGCAUGCAUCUGAAAUGCGUGGGGGAGGCUACGAGGUCUUCCUUCUCAUGGAAUUCUGCAACGGAGGCGGCUUGAUCGACUUUAUGAACACGCGUCUACAACACCGACUGACCGAGCCUGAAAUCCUCCACAUCUUCACCGACAUCGCUGAAGGAGUUGCUUGUAUGCAUUAUCUUAAGCCGCCGCUACUUCAUCGGGAUCUAAAGGUUGAGAACGUUUUAAUUCUCAGCCAUGGCUCCCAGAAGAGAUUCAAGCUCUGCGAUUUUGGAUCCGCCGCGCCUCCCAAACCCGCCCCGCAAACAGUUGUCGAAUGUAGGCUCAUGGACGAGGAUGUCCAGAAGCACACCACCAUGCAAUACAGAAGCCCAGAGAUGAUCGACGUCUACCGCAAGCUACCGAUCGACGAGAAAUCGGACAUAUGGGCUUUGGGUGUGCUAUUAUACAAACUGUGUUACUACACUACGCCUUUUGAAGACCAGGGACAGCUGGCCAUUCUCAAUGCGAGCUAUAGAUUCCCAAGUUACCCGGUGUUCUCUGACCGGCUGAAGAAGCUCAUUGCAUCUAUGUUGCGCGAGAGCCCUCAAUCUAGACCGAAUAUUUAUCAGGUUCUACGCGAAGGCUGUGCCAUGCAGGGCCGUGAUGUUCCUAUACACGAUAUCUAUUCUGGAAAGCAUCACUCAGAGCUGCAAAGUAAAGAUCGGCGUUCUGCUGCAGACCAUUCUCAAUCUAAGCCCGUUGUUGGUGCCGUUUUCUCCCCGUCUGCGCAAGAAGAACAGGCCAUUCCGGACAUCGUUCCCAUGAGAAGAGGGAGACUUCCAGCGACCAGCCAACCAUCUCAGACUCAGCAAGCACCAAAGCCGAGUCCGUCCCCGAUGCGGGUGACUAAUGGGGAUCCUUUUGCUGCUCUGGAUACGCAAGCCGCUCCAACAGCUGCUCCUGUAGCUGCCCCAGCAGGAGAUGUGGAUGACUUUUCUUCCCGGUUUCCUUCUUUGGACCAAUUUUCUCUCCUGCAUGAGCAAGGGUCCAAAUUCAACUUCGACUCGAACACCCCGCCCUCAACGCAUCAGCAGAGGAACCUGGGCCAGAGGCCUAAUGAGAAUCCCGCCGAUGCGGCUUUUACGGCGGCGCAGCCGACUCCGGAGAGCCAGGAACCCAUUCGCUCUAGGACUGCUGCCCCAACAGGUACAUCUUCUUACACGCCGCCAACAGUGAAGUCGCCGCCACCAGGCACUGCUGGCUUAACAAAGACUGCUUCGGCUCCUUCGAAGCCAACUGAGAUGAGCAGAGCACAUGCUAUCAUUCAGAAGAAUCCCGAACUGCAAGCCAUUUCAUCUCAGUCCCAGACGCAAGCCCAGUAUCAGGUUCCGCCAUCGAGGUACGUCUCGACGGGUACGAUGACAACCUCUCCAGCGCCUGAACAGCAAGCCCGGGAGCCUAAACCUAUAUGGCGAGUGCCUACAUCCGACCAUAGUCGGUCAGCCAGCCUUCCUCGUCAGGUAGAUGCGAACGCCAGCUCGCGCUCAGGCACCGAGGAUUCGGCCACGGGGUCCAUUGCCCGCGUUCCAUCGUACCAGUUCCGGCCGGCUCACGUACGGCAUCCAUCAUCAUCGCGUCCUUCACUGGAAGGUGGACGACCAAGCCUAGAUCUUCUUGAUUCAAGCGCCCAAAGAAGAUCCAUUGACGGCCGCCCGAGGCCAGUCAGUACCCAUCUCGAGUCCAAUUUAGAUUUCUUGCGGGAGAAAGAAGGUUCUUCGAAGCCUCUGCCUUCCCCUAGUCUCUUGUCCCCGAAGUUCCCUGAUAGAGUUCCUUCUCCUGCGGCGCCGAUAGAAUUCGAGGAGGAGGCCCAUAUUGAGUCGAACGUAGAGUUCUUGCGUAGUAUGGAAGAGUCAAAGUCAGAGAAAAAGGACUGGGGCGCUAAGCAUGGCAAACGGGGAAGUCUUAGCUCUUUGUCGGGGACGAAAAAUAUCUUUGCUGGAAAGUUUGGGGACGCGUUCAAACGGUUUGAAGGAAACCAGGCCCCUGUGCCCGCUCGAACCCCCUCACCUCUCAAGCAACCAGACCGCCCAGCAUUAACUCCGAUUGAAGGCUCAGAAGCUACCGACGGCCGCACUGAUGACGGCAAGGGCUUGGAGGAAACUGAGGAUAUGACACCAGCAAUGCGAAGAGAGCUUGAACGCCUGCGCCUUGAGGAAGAAGAGCGCCGUGUCGAAGCUGCCGCUGCAGAAUACCGCCAACGGUUUACAAACCAAGGAUCAAGCUCUGGCGGUCCCACUCCGCUGCCGAAAAGCAUUGGUGGAGUCUCUCGGGCUGUCAGCAUUCAAAACAGAGUGCAAACCCUUUUGAACGAGGGUCAGAAAUCCGCGGCCCAGGUUCCCCGUACUGCUCAGGGUUAUGGAGUCUACACCGAUGCAUCCUCAACCGGCAAUCGUUUGGACAAACAGCUGCCCGAUAUCCCUCGCAAGCCGGUCGGUGGUCCCAAACCCCGAUCCGUGACACCUUCCGGUUCGCAAGAUGUCAUGGUCCAUAAAAUACGUGCGUCCGCGAGUGAGCCAAUGCCUCCAACUGGACGAAACACUCCUGGGCCAAGACCAGUGGCACCGCGUAAGCCAAUGCACCUUAAUAGCCUCCCAACUGGUGGCCGACCAAGCUCGCCACCAAAAACGUCGCAGCCCCCUACUAUGCCCUCCGACCAUUUGGUUGGCGUGGGGUUGUCAGGGCGGUCAGUACUGGAGAUGUCAGCAAAAGAGAAAGACGACUACCUACAGGACUUUUCAAAGCGUUUCCCUAGUCUGGGCUCUAUCGAGAUGGUUGAGCGGGAUCUCGCGGCAGAGGCAGGGGAGCCACGACCGGCACGGUGA